AGUAAUAUUUUGACAUUUUUAGAUUCUAAUUGCAUCUUUUGCGUCGAUCUAUUAGUUUAAACCUUAUUAAACGAUGAAACCGCCCGAUUUGCUAUAAUUUAUUUUGUGUGUCAUCUGGGAAAACAAAAAAAUGUUUGCCAAUUAUUCAUAUGUGCCUAGAUCAGUAGUGAACGAUACUCAAGUUAAACCAGUAUUUGAUAAACAAAAUAGAGCAGUUUCACCUUUAAGUACGUACCACCAAAACCAUAAAGACGACGACGAUGAUGGCAGCAUUAAGCUUAAAGAACAAUUGCACGAUUCUAAACGAAUUUCCUCAUCAGCACCAUGCGAUUUAACUUCUUCAGCUUGGAUUUUACGUUAUAGUGAAUCAGAAGCAAACUUUCACCCGUGGUUUGGUGGUGAAAGAAAAAAGUUUUCUCAAUUCGAUCUUCUUCCGUGGCGGAGACAAAAAAAUACCAUAGAUUUGGCAAACACUCCACAUUGCGGAGAUGAAUCAAAAUUAAAAUCAAAACGUUAUAUUGAAAAAAGUAUUUGUUGGUUAAAUAAAUUAGAAAUUCGAAAAAACAAACGGAAACUGAAGCAACAACUUAAAUCUUCGUCGUCGUCGGCGGAAGAUAGGGAGAAUUUCAUACGAUUUCGGUUGAUAUUUUUCUUAGAAAUUCGACACAAGAAAAUGGAAAUAAUUAAAAAAUCUAACUAUAAACCGAGGGUUUUUAAAAAAAGUGCACAAACUUUUGGGAAUAAUAAUUGCAAUGUGGAUUAUGGUGAAGUGAUAAUGACAGGAAGUGGAUAUUUUAACCAAAGAAAUACACCGGUAGUGAUUCUAACUGAAACACAUUAUAAGAGUACAACGAAUACUAAAGUGAAUAGUGCGAAAAUGAAAAGUGCAAGUUCAAAAUCCGCAGAUGUUAAUUCGAAAAAUUUGAAAGAAAUUGAAAAUAAAAGUAGAGGUGUUCCUUGUAGAAAGUGUAAAGAAACAGCCGUACGUCUAAGAACUGUUGAUUAUCCUGGUCAUUUCAAUAAUUCGAGGCAAAUGCAUUCUCAUCAGUUUGACAAAUAUGAUUCAAUGCACUCGGGGAGCAUUUCAUCAAUCGAAAGGCCCAAUGGAGGUGCUUUGGCUUUACACUACGCAGCCGCGAGAGGUUGCUUGGAUUGCGUUCAACUCCUUGUAGAAGCAACUUCUGAAAUUUGUGCUAAUACACAAAUGGAUAACGAUGUCACACCAGUUUAUUUAGCUGCGCAAGAAGGACACUUGGAGGUAUUAAAAUUUUUGGUGCUUGAAGCUGGCGGAUCUCUCUAUGUACGUGCACGGGAUGGAAUGGCACCGAUUCAUGCCGCUUCCCAAAUGGGUUGUUUGGAUUGUCUCAAAUGGAUGGUGGAAGACCAAGGUGUUGACCCAAAUUUGAGAGACGGUGAUGGUGCUACUCCUCUACAUUUUGCUGCUUCACGCGGUCAUCUCACAACUGUCAGAUGGCUUCUCAAUCACGGUGCAAAACUAUCACUCGAUAAAUAUGGUAAAAGUCCAAUAAACGAUGCAGCUGAGAAUCAACAAGUUGAGUGUUUAAAUAUUUUAGUCCAACACGGAACAUCCGUCGAUUACAAUACACGCGAAAAAAGCAACAACAUCACCCGUCAAAAAUCUUAUGGCAAACAUCACAGUGGCAGUGGCAGCAAACAAAAUAGUCGCAACUAUACAAUCAAAUCGAAAUCCUCAACUGGCAGCUCUGACAUUGAACCAUUCUAUUUGCAUCCGCCAUCUGUCCGUCAAAGCAAUGAAGGCAUCUACUCACAGUCAAGAUCAUCCUCGGAGAAGAUCUACGGUGCACCGAUUGUGCCAAAUGAUGGUCUCUAUGUUAAUCCAAUGCGAAAUGGCUCCCUAACACCUCCCUCGCCAAGUGGCAGCAUAUCCGGUGAAUCUUUUUUCUUGCAUGAUCCUCAAGAAAUCAUCUACAAUCGUGUCAAAGACUUGUUCGACUCGGAUUGCAGUAGCGUCAGUAAGAAUGCAGCAGCAAUACACAAAGAACACUCCUCGAACAAAUCCAUGAUCAUCCAGGCUGAUGUCCACUCGAGCAGCAGUGGGGCCGGAAGUGGUUCGGACGAAUCUGUUUCCAUCCAAUCCAGUUUAGACUCACCAAAGAACAACAUUCGCAUGAACCAUAAUUUAAACCGAAACAUUCACAAUAACAAUAAUACCAUCAGUAGUAAUCAAAGUAAAAAUAAUAACAAUAAUAAUAAUAACAACAACAACAACAACAGCGCCAACCACGACUACGAAGAUAUCUAUUUGGUGCGUGAAGACGCGAGAAAUGCUAUUAAGAAGAAGUACAACAUCGGUAGAUCGCGGUCGAGAGAUAGCGGUUCGCAUAGUCGUUCGGCAAGUGCCAGCUCCUCCAGGAGUACAGAUGUUGCCAUACAAUAUACCAAACACGAUUUGAACAACAAGCGUGAUAUGGCUCUGAUAAAUCGCUAUAAGUCGCAGUCAAUCAACGGCCUUCAUAGCAAAUACGAUUCGCCGCGAAAAGAGACCUACACGACAAAGAAUGUGAAUUUGAAGAACCAAAUCAAUAGUGGUCUGAAGAGUGAUACGUACGAGAGUGUUUGUCCUCCAGAGGAUGUGGCCGAACGGACCAAGCAGGCAAAUAGGAAUUCCACAGUGAUUAGGAAUAAUCUGGAUACGCUGAGCAAUAAUAACACGGUUAAUGCGAAUAGAGUUCUGAAACGUGUUUCGUCAGCGCCACCUAUUCAAAACAACGCAAUAGCAAAUGGACCUCCCCCUCCUCCCUUGCCACCUCCUUUACGUGCUCCUAUGAAUAAAAGUAAUCUACAUACAGAUAGUUCUUCAAAUAACUCUAACAAAAACGCUAAUAAUUCACCACAAGAAACAUUGGAUUCAGAUUCAGGACUUGAAGUUGUAGAAGAACCAAGCUUAAGACCGUCGGAGCUUGUACGUGGAAAUCAUAAUCGUACAAUGUCAACAAUAUCAGCGAACAAGAAAGCCAAGCUUCUCAAUGGAACAUCAACCGUGCAAUCAUCAUCUUCAGCCACAUUUGAAGCUUCGUAUCAGCAACAACAUCACGGCCAUCACAAUAAUUCUGGAAUUGGGGGGAUAAUAUCACAGAGCUACAAUUGUUCAGAGAGCGAUUACAACGAUCAGCAGUGUAAUUAUUCUUCCUCAGGAUACGAGCGUAGUUGUGUUGGCGGCAGGCCAGGAGGUCCAAAUCUUGUUAAUAAGCAAUUGGUUUUGCCAUUUGUGCCACCUAGCUUUCCCAAUAAUUCUCAAGAUGGUAUUACGCAUUUGAUAAAGCCUUCGGAAUAUUUAAAGAGUAUCAGCGACAAGGGAUCUUUUCAUACAUCUUCUGCUAGGUCAACUGACACUGAGGACUACAUGCAAAUACAAAUUUCUCACCACCAUCAAAGUGGUAUUGAACCUCCAAAACCACCACCACCACCUCCUAUGCCAGCGCUCCUUAACGCAUCGAAUAACAACCUAACACUCAAUAAGCAAUCUCAAGCUCAGCAAUCGCAUCAAGACACAGUUACGCGAAAACAACACCAACCCCUCUCAGCUAUAUCAAUUCAGGAUUUGAAUAGUGUACAGCUUCGGAGGACCGAAACUAAAGUCAUGCAAAAAUCUUUUCAAGCUCCUACCCGAAGCUUCAGCAUGCAAUGCCUUUCAUCAACCACAGAAACAUUCCUUAAAACCGAUCUUAUUGCCGAACUAAAGAUGUCCAAGGACAUUUCCGGCAUAAAGAAAUUGAAAAACGAAAAAGCAAGAAUGGCUGACAAACAUGAUCAAGAGCAUUAUUCAGAGAUUUCACGACAAUUCAAUGCAAAUAAUUUUGUUGAUCAGAUUCAAUUACAGAUUCCUGAAAAGGAUCAAGCCGGCAAUGUUAUACCCGAUUGGAAGAGGCAAAUGCUAGCUAAAAAAGCAGCUGAUCGUGCUAAAAAAGAAUUUGAAGAGCGAAUGGCAAGGGAAGCAGAAAACCGUCGGCUAUCGCAAAUUCCACAAUGGAAGCGAGACCUUCUGGCUAGACGCGAGGAAGCAGAAAAUAAACUAAAGGCAACAAUAUACACACCCAGAAUAGAAGAAGGCAAUAGAGUAUCAGGUUCUUGGAAGAUGAAAAAUAAAUCGGUCUCAAUAGAUAAUAUAAGCAUGUCGUCAUAUUGUACAGAAUCCAGUUACGACCAAAAAACUUUGCCAAUGGACAAUCACAUUCAAAUUGGUUACAAAGAAAACAAAGAAAACGAAUCCGAAUAUCAAGAUAUUAACAUAAAUGGUAAAUGUAACGAUAGGAUUUCUGAUGCCUCAGACGAUCCAAAAAAAUGUCAAGAUGGUGAAGUCGAAAAUGAUAAUAUCAUACCAUGGCGAGCACAACUGAGAAAAACUAAUAGUAGACUGAGUUUGAUUUGAAAAAAUAAUAAAAUAAAAAUUAAAUAAAAUAUUAUUAUUACAUUACUUUAAUGACAUAAAAUGUAUGUAUUACUUUAAUAAAUAUCAAUGCUUUUAACUCGUUAUUUAUUGCUUUUGUAAUUAAAUAUACAUAAUAUCUAUUUAAAUAAAACAUUAUGCAAAAUAUUCUGCAAGUUAAAUAAAACACCUAUGUAAACAUAUUAUUUUUAUAAAA
This is a messenger RNA of Eupeodes corollae, 4625 nucleotides long. It is a transcript of the gene f, whose product is annotated as probable serine/threonine-protein kinase DDB_G0282963. The record is from RefSeq and is a predicted model, not a curated record. Bases 131 to 4411 code for a protein of 1426 amino acids. Gene Ontology annotation, molecular function: actin filament binding. The transcript is spliced from 12 exons. Gene Ontology annotation, biological process: actin filament bundle assembly. Gene Ontology annotation, cellular component: cytoplasm. Lineage: Eukaryota; Metazoa; Arthropoda; Insecta; Diptera; Syrphidae.